Molecule: messenger RNA, 3520 nt
Organism: Pipistrellus kuhlii (Kuhl's pipistrelle)
Lineage: Eukaryota; Metazoa; Chordata; Mammalia; Chiroptera; Vespertilionidae
Product: homeobox protein Hox-D9-like
Exons: 2
Coding region: 96-665 (189 amino acids)
Source: RefSeq, a predicted model, not a curated record
AGGUCACACAGGGCUGGAUGAAGCGCAUUUCCAACAGGGGAGCUACGGAGCCGCCUUUCCUGCCAGGGUAGGGCCACGUGUUACCACCGCCAGGCAUGGACUGGGUCCUGCCCUCGGACCAGCCCUCGCCCCGGGGCGGGGGCGGGGGCGGGGGCGGGGGCGGGCCUGGGCGCCCCCGGCCCGCGGGCGCUGCAGAGGCUGCAGUGACCAGCAGGCGGUGCAGUGAGCGCGCCCGCAGCCACCGCCGCCAGCCAGGCCCAGCGACGAGGAGAAAGGAGGGGACCGGAAGGAGCCGCUGGUGCUGCGGGAAGUGGCAAGAGCGGGAGGCGGGGACCCACCUGGAAGCGCCGCGGCCCCGCUGUCGAGCUUCCUGCGCGGCGGCGGCGGCGGCGGCGGCGCGGCGACGGCCACCCGGGCAAGUGCAGUGGCGGGGGUGGAGAGCGGCCACGGCGGCGGCCCCUCCCCGAGUGGCCCGCGGAGACCGGCUCCGCGAGGAAGCUCACAGGUUAUCCACAGAAUUGGCCAUUGGAGUUAGGCACACUGACAAGCUGAACUGUCUGUCAUCUAAUUUCAAGGGAGAAGGAAGAAGAGCUAUUAAAAAAGAAGAUGGAACUAUAGAAGUUAAUAGUAUUUUAAAGCUAUUACCUGGAGACAUACAGUCAUAAAAUAAUUAAUUUCUGAAUGAGUCCUAUAUUGUAGAGAUGUAUAUAGUACAUGAUGGUCUUAGUGAUGACAUAAAUCAUAUAUAAACUUUUAUUUCAUAUAUUGUGUUUAAGGAAAUAAAUUGAUGUCUAUUAAAAAGAUUGUUAUAAGAGUAACUUUUUUCAGAGCUUUGUUAAUGCACUUUAGUUUUCUAGAAAAUUCAUACAACUCAUAUGAUACCAAAUAAAAAUGGUACUGUUAUGUAUGGAAUUUCCUUUGUUUAAUUUUAUUGCCUUUGUCUAUUUCCUUAGUUAAUAUCAAGGGAUUAUCUUUCAAAUAAGGUUCAUUCUACUUAAUAUUUGAUACUAAUAGUGAUUUACCAAUUGUCUAAAGAACAUUUGUUGAAGGAAUUUUCAAAACAGAUGAUUAGAAUUAGUAAAUGUUCUUUCUGCAUUAUUCAGUUAUAUAGUUUUGAGCCCUUAUAUUGAGUCUUUGUCCUCAGCAUACUGACUGUCCCAAGAUGAGAAAUGUUUCAUAUUGUUGAUUUGCUUGCUUUCUUAAUUUCUUUUAAUACGUUAAGUUAAACCUCAUGCCUCAUGGUAGAAUGAUGGUAGGUAGUGUUUGAUUUAGCUAUAAAGGGUGUGUAUUUUAAUCAUUUUAAUGGCUGGUUUGAGAAUUUUAUUUUAUUUUUAAUUUUUAAUUUAUUUUUUUGAGAAUUUUAAAUAAUGGGAAAUAAUAUAGCUGUAUUAACAUUUUGAUAGGCUUCUUCCAGUAUUUCAAAUAUAUAUGUUUUACAUUAUUAUAGCUAAAACAUUUAAUUUCAUGCCCAGUUUUUUAACCUAGUGUUGGAUAACAUUUUCCCAUUUUCACAAUGAGUCUUCAUAAUUAUUAUAGUAAAUGGCUGUAUAAUGUUCCAUGUGUAGAUGAAUCAUUUCUCCUGUUCUAACAUUUUGCAUAAAUAAAUAACACUGAAGAAUGUUUAUACAUGUUUCCUAUAUAAGUAUUACUGUCCAAUAUAUUGCCAGAAAUGAUUUUUAGCUCACAUUUUAUAGGCUCUUGCACCGAUUGUAAUAUUUAUAAAAAGUAUCAAUUUAUGUUUAUAUUGAAGUGGCUGUUGCUCUGUACCUAACAAUAAAUAUUAUUUAUAGAAACUAAAUAGGAUGUAAGUCAGACCACUUUUUUUCUUACAUUACUACUGAGGAAAAACAUUACUUAAUGAUUAAUAGAUGUAAUCAUUUUAUGAAUUUUUAAGAAAAGUAAUUUUUAAAUUAAUGUAAACAUACCUUUUGACCUAAUUUUGUAUUACUAACCUAUGAAAUUCCUCCUCCAGAAAUUAAUAAAAAAUAAAAAUAUGAUUUAAUGCUGUUUCUUUAGUUUUUCUAAGUUAGAUUUAAAUAAAUUUAAGUUUUUAACCUCAUCUGGCAUUGGUGUGAAGUGAGAAUCUAAAUGUUUUCCUCCAAAUUGAUAAUUGUCUAACUCUAUUAAAUAAUCCUUUAUGUUCUCAUUGCUUUAUGUUUCAUUUUUACAUUUUAAAUGUUUGUUUUAUUCAAAACUUUAUAAAAAUAAUAAUAAUGUUUUUUAAAUGAUUAUUUAACAUGUUUAAUAUAAUUUGCCCUGGUCUCUUAUUGUUUGUUUUCUGAUUGAUUUUUAAGAGCAUUUUAUAGAAUAAUAAAGCUCAUUCUGUACAAAACAAUGUUUUAUAAGUUCUUUUCUUAUUAGCCAAAAUUUUUGAAAUGAUUCUGUUUUCAUACUCCAGAAUUAAAUAGAAUUCAAUGAAGCGGUUUCUCCUUUCUUGAACACAUAAUAUAUGAAACUACUUUAAGAGUUCAGUACUAGAGGCUAUAAGAGAAAAACUACUUUGGUAGAUUUUUGUAGAAUUAGAGAAAUAAAAUUCUAAGAUCAGUAAUUUAGGAUCUGUGCUUAAGGUAUUUUCUUUACUAAAUAUAGUAAUAGACAAGUUGACAUCCUAGGCUUCUAAUAUAUUUAAUGACAAAGUGCUGAUUGGUAGUUCUAGGACUCAAAGUUAUAGAAUCACAUUAUCUUACUUUAGCUGUUAAGACCAGUGUGGUGCAUUUACUGUAAUCUAAUGAAGAGUAAGAGAAUUUCAGAUGACCAUCAGUGAGGACAUCCAUGUCAAGGAGGGCAUUUUUAAUAUUAAAAGUUCUUAUUGUUUAGAAAGGAGUGGUCUUUUUUUCUUUUAUGAAAAAAUUAUUCAAGAUCUUAAAAUAAUCAUUCUGAAAAGAUAUUUGCAUUUACUUACAUUUUAAACUGUGAUGGCUCCAAAGCUGCUAUUUUAACAUUUUCUGCUAUUUACAGAUUAGUGUGAUUGCAUUAAUGUUAGGAAGAAAAAUUAGAUUAAUUUUGAGUGAUAAACCAUAGUAAAUAUUGGGAAAGGUGUGUUUCUUGUGUUUGGGGUCACAUAAAGAGAAUUGCAGGUGAAGGGCUUGAUGUGAUGACAUUUUCUACCUGGGUUCGGGAUGAGGUUUAAAGGGAUUGGAACAUAAUCUAUACAUUUUAUUUCUAUUGGAACUCAGGUACCCCAUAAAGGGAUGAGUUGAUUGGUAAAUUGGCACAGAAAUGGUCUAGGAAAUAGCAGGUGCUAAUUUCUGGCUCUUAUUUAUAUUCUUUACUAGUUUUUUUUUUUUAAAUCAGAAAUUUAAGGAAAACAUCUGCUUUUUCAAAUACAUUUCCCAUUAGUAUGCAGGUUAAUGUAUUUCAUAAGAAAAGUGAAAUAAUGCUCUAUUUGGCUUGGCUGUAUUAUAGAGGGAGAUUCCAAGAUACCUUCCUGUGUGUGGUUUGUGAGAUUUAGCUACUGAUAGCCUUUGAGGAACUUGAAUACUUCUCUACAUUAACUCUCUACUGCACUCCCAAACCUGUA